AUGGAGGUCACAGCUCUCUGCUUCAGACUGGAUGCAGCUUUUCUUCGUAUCACUCCCAACAGACUGCAACACUUUAAAUCAGACUCUGUGUCUUUUGACUGUGUCGGGUCUGAUGCCUCAACUAACCUGAGAGUCAAGAAAACUAAGGAUUGUGAUCCUGAAUGUGACAUUGAGACAUACGCAGGGUCCUCCAGCACCAUUGACAGGAUCUAUCCAUCAGACAGUGGAGAGUACUGGUGUGAGACUGGAGGAGGAGAGAGAAACAACAGAGUCAACAUCACCGUCACUGCUGGUCCUGUGAUCCUGGAGAGUCCUGUCCGCCCUGUGAUGGAGGGAGAAUCUGUGACUCUGAGCUGCAGAACCAAGACUUCUACCAACCUCCCAGCUGAUUUCUUCAAAGAUGGCCGCCUCAUCAUGGAGAGCAGUUCUGCAGAGGCGACCAUUCAAAAUGUCUCCAAGUCUGAUGAAGGACUCUACAGGUGCAGCAUCAGUGGUGGUGGAAGAUCCCCAGAGAGCUGGCUGGCUGUCAGAGGUGAGAAUGUUACAAAACAGCAUAAAUAUUAUAUUUGUCUAGUUUAA
Messenger RNA from Centropristis striata (black sea bass), 579 nucleotides. RefSeq names its product low affinity immunoglobulin gamma Fc region receptor II-b-like. Gene Ontology annotation, molecular function: transmembrane signaling receptor activity. The coding region runs from base 1 to 579 and encodes 192 amino acids. Lineage: Eukaryota; Metazoa; Chordata; Actinopteri; Perciformes; Serranidae. The record is from RefSeq and is a predicted model, not a curated record. The transcript is spliced from 3 exons. Gene Ontology annotation, biological process: cell surface receptor signaling pathway.